Penicillium brasilianum is the source of this 3167-nucleotide messenger RNA. The record is from the annotation of a GenBank genome assembly. Lineage: Eukaryota; Fungi; Ascomycota; Eurotiomycetes; Eurotiales; Aspergillaceae.
CGCAUGGAAAUGAUUCCAAAGGCCAAAUCCCGAAAGCCAAAAUCGCUUGUGCAUCUCGUUGUAUGACCGCAGAAAGAAUUCUUUGUCAGCUGCCAUGGCUGAUCUAGAUUCCACCCGCCGAUGAUUCCAAAGACUUAGAGUUUCGGCCAGAUGGUCGUGGCUUCCGACCGUCGCAAUGGCACAACCUCAACACGGGUCACCACUCAGCAUGCUUACUCUGCGCCAAAGCCACCACUAAAUCGGGAAGGUGGUGGACAAAUCGGUCUGGACACCCAUUUAUAACAGGCUGCGACCAUGAUCUUCCCCCCAUCUCCAGUUCCCACAAGAGCAGAACGACAGACUCAAUGGCCAUGGCAGCACUACACGGCUGGCAUCCUGGGGAGCAAGCAAUCCAGCGCAAGCUUGGAUUUGCCGAUGCCGUCAAGGAUCACUGGUCAAUUGUUGGAAGCUUUAUGCCAGAGCAACACCGGAUAUUCCAUACAUCGAAGCUUCCCUUCAUUCCCGUUACCAUUCUGGACGAUGAAGACCGUCCUUGGGCAUCCAUCGUCUCUGGGUCGACUGGGUCGAUCGGCUUUGUCAAAAGCCCAGAUGCGCGCACUCUCUCAGUUCUCACUCGACUCUGGGAGGGCGAUCCACUUUUGGAUGCCAUCAAGACGUGGACCUGCCCCAAAGGCCGCGAGAAUACCACCACUGACAGAUUUCUUACUGCUGGCCUCGGUAUCGAGUUUUCGACCCGGCGACGCAACAAAUUCGCCGGACACAUACGAGCCGUGCAGCAAGUGACAGAACUCGAUUAUCAGAUUGACUUAACAGUCACGGAGACUACUGGGAAUUGUCCAAAGUAUAUCAAUGUUCGCGAAUUUGGCCCGUAUCCGCACACACGACCUAUUGUUGCCUACCAAAAUCGACAACUCUCACCACAUGACAGGCUGCCAGAUGAGGUAGUAGACUACAUCCUCCAGGCCGACACGGCUUUCAUAGCAUCUAUCUACAAGUCAGAGAAAGCGACAGCUAAGAAGUAUCCGUCCCACGCUGGAAUGAAUGCCCGUAGCGGCUUGCCAGGUUUCAUACGCGUGCGCCCAUCCGACGGGCGCACAGUGGUCAUUCCUGACUAUUCCGGAAAUCGUUUCGUUUCAAGUUUGGGAAACAUUGAGUCCAGUGGGCUCGCAGGAUUGACCAUCGUUUCCUUCACGACGGGCGAUAUUCUUUAUCUGACAGGGACUGCCGAGAAUCACGUAGGCCCCGCUGCGCUUAAAAUCAUGGCCAGACAUGCGAGCCUGACAACCUUGAAAGUGACUGGCUACACCUUUGUCAGAGAUGCUCUGCCUGUGAGACAGCAGCCUGGGACAUUGGUUGAACGCAGCCCAUACAGCCCCAAGAUCAAACAUCUGGUGGAAGAGAUAGCAUCGGAAACGGGCGACAACGAGGGCCAUCAAGCAUAUCUUCAAGAAGCUGUACGACUAUCUUCCGAUCUGGCUGUAUUCAAGUUCAAAGUCGCUGCACAAUCUGGCGCCCCUAGGAUCAGCAUACGUCCCGGACAGGCCAUCGUCCUUGAUUUCAUGGACUGGAUCGGCCCUCCUCAGUAUCGACACAUGGCAGACGCUGCUCCUGAAUCUAUCAAUGAUGACCGAGUUCGCACCUGGACAGUAUCAAGUGCGCAUGAAGGGCAGGAUGUGACGUCGUUCGAACUCACGAUGCGCAAAAUGCCCGGCGGGGCAGUGACGGGUGCAUUAUUCGAUGUUUUGAAGAGCCAUUCGUUCACUCAAUGGGGGCAGCCGAUCAAGUUCGAUAAUUCAGUGCGUGCAGGAAUAGUGGGCAUCACGGGCGACUUUUCCUUAAGUCCCGAAAGAAUUAAUGACUUGUGGGUUGCUGGGGGAAUCGGAAUAACCCCAUUCCUCGCAAUGCUCCAAGCGCUAAGUGACCGUGGUCCUGCAGCCCAAGGCAAUUUAUCGCUCGUUCUGUCGACGAGGGAGCCAGAGAUCAUGCUGCAUUUAAUCCAGCCAUCACUUGCAAAGAUGCCUCCCACACUCAAAGUGGAACUUGAGAUCUUCACAAAGGAAUUUGAUUUCGACAAGCGAGUUAUCAACAGCUCAAAUGUGCAAGUGACUCUUCACCAAGGGCGCGUGGAGCCAUCAUACUGGGCGACUGCUCCCAAAAAUAAGAAUUUCUUCAUUUGUGGGCCUAACGGGUUUGCAGACUCGGUAGUCAAUGGUUUACAGGCUGCCAGUGUACAGCCGAGUCAAAUACACCGAGAGGGCUUUUACUGAUGAGGCAGAUCGUGUUUAAUGAUAAAUGCUACAUAUUGGCUUGAGUUCUCGAUCACAUUACUUUUAUCAAGCUAAUACUAUUUUCUCAACAAUACAACAUUCUUCCAUUGAUGGAACAGCGUUGGCGAAGCCUGGAGUUGCCAAGUUCACAUACAGCCAGAAAUGAACCAAUAAUCAUUCCUCUACGACCCCUUUCAAUUUUUGUGAGAAUGCCGACUUCCACAUUUCCUUCACGGGUCCAUCGGAUGAUCUACAGAUGAAGAAGUAUUCCUGAAGAACGACAACAGCACAGUCCCAUUUCUCAAGUGAAAGUUCCGUGGCGACUUCUUGGAGGUUUCGCAAAAACCAAGAGUGGCAGUUUCGUCCUCUUGAGGCCAGGCUGCCGAUGAAUAAAAUCCAGAGAAGUAGGUCGGGUGCCGUGCUUUCGAGAGAGGCGAAGCUUUUUUGAAGGCUUCUCUGAAGAGUAGCAACGAAAAUAUCUGCACAAGGCAUUCCCCCAAAGCCCCGUAUUCGAAUCACAGUAUAUAUCAAGACUGCUAGCCGGAGGGUAUCUUGGAAGGGAGGAAGGGAGCGGUCGUGUGCUAGCGAUAAUAGUUCGUGAUUCAAAAGAAGUAGUCCAUCAUUGUCCAUGCGUGUCUGUUUCCACGAGGAGGAGUUCACAUUCUCAUAUAACGACACCAGCGUUUGCAAUGAGCGCAAAGUCAAGAUGAGCUCUGGAUGGAGAUCCGAGGACCAGGGAGAAUUGAAGAAACGGUAUCCAACGAACGAGGACGUGUUGGUAUCAAAAUCUCCUCGGAGGAAGGAACACUCUCUGUGGACUUUGAACUCCCAUUUCCAAGAUUUACUUAAUACGACGGGGUUUUCAUUGAUCAGUCCUCUCAUGAGAUCGCAACUGACCAG